Molecule: messenger RNA, 10746 nt
Organism: Strongylocentrotus purpuratus (purple sea urchin)
Lineage: Eukaryota; Metazoa; Echinodermata; Echinoidea; Camarodonta; Strongylocentrotidae
Product: neurogenic locus notch homolog protein 1
Exons: 66
Coding region: 378-8834 (2818 amino acids)
Biological process (GO): establishment or maintenance of epithelial cell apical/basal polarity; heterophilic cell-cell adhesion
Cellular component (GO): protein-containing complex; plasma membrane
Molecular function (GO): calcium ion binding
Source: RefSeq, a predicted model, not a curated record
AUCUGUGAACCGUGGCGUGCUUACGAACUAUAGUCGCUCUUUUUAUUACUAGAGAAAACAUAUUACUUUGUGCAUAGACAUUUAGAUUACGAUUGUAACAGUACCGGUCUGUGUAUAUCAUUUGGCGUAAACUUUCGCCCACAAUUCGUUUAGUUUGCAAAAUAUAAGGUGAUACCGACUUCAUGAAAGGAUAUUUAAGUCUACAGCAGAAGGAAUAGUUGCAAAAGACAGUGAAGGAUUGCUGAAGCGAAAGGAUUAGGAGUUGUUUAACUUGGAAUAGCUGAGACAACUAAACGCACAACGGUGAAACUGAAGUAUUAUUGGAUUAUAAGCAGAUUGGAAUAUAUAGCAUGCUGCCGGUUUGAACUUCUGAUACGAUGGGGGUUUUAUCGGCAAGUGUUCUUCUGGUGGUGGUUUUAAAUGUGCAUCAUGUUAUAGCACAAAAUGGCUGUGACAGUGAUCCUUGUCAGAAUGGGGGUACCUGCAUCCUUCUCACUGGUACCUCUGGUUAUGCUUGCCUCUGUGCCGCCGGCUUCCAGGGAACAAACUGCGAACAGCAAACGGGUGCUUGCGCAAGCUCACCUUGCCAAAAUGGUGGUUCUUGUGUAAAUGGCGUGAGCCCCAGCGGGAACGAUAUUUAUAGUUGUGAUUGCCCCGCGGACUACACAGGCUUCAACUGUCAAACAUUUUUCCCCCAGAAUCCGUGUCAGGAUGCACCUUGUAAAAAUGGCGGAACCUGCACGGAACACAUUGGGACAUACACCUGCGCAUGCGCAGGUGGGUGGUCUGGAGUCACUUGUGAAGAAGGAGAUCCGUGUUUGAGUGGCCCUUGUCGGAACGAAGGCGUAUGCACUGGUUUUAGCGAGCCCACGCUUUACAUAUGCGGCUGCAUCGACGGAUAUCAUGGCUACAACUGCCAACUUGGUCAGUGUAAUUCCGACCCCUGUCAAAAUGGAGGAGUUUGCUCGGAUGCGGAUGGUGGGGCGUCUUAUCAGUGCACAUGCGCAGACGGUUGGUUAGGCUCGGAGUGUACCAUUGUGGACCCUUGUGUGAGCUCACCGUGUGGUUCCAAUGGAGCCUGUAUCUCAUUUGAGAACAAUUAUGUUUGUAACUGUGAUCUCGGCUGGGACGGUAUGCAGUGUCAAGAACCCAACCCGUGUGAGACUAUUCCCUGUUCUGAGAACAGCACAUGUCAGAACAACGACACUAAUUACUCCUGCGAGUGUUUUUCUGGUUGGGUCGGUGACCGUUGUUUUGAUGUGGAUCCGUGUGGCAGCAACCCCUGCCAAAGCUCUGGCGUCUGCACCGGAAGCGUCGGCAGCUUCGAGUGCGCAUGUCCCAAUGACUUUGUUGGAGAUACCUGCGAGAUUGAGGACCCAUGUCUAUCAUCUCCCUGUCUAAACAACGCCCUCGGAUGUACUGGUUUUCCGAGUAGCUAUGCAUGUGAUUGUUCAGACGGCUAUGGCGGUGUCAGCUGCGAAUCAGUGAUUGACUACUGUCUAGUGAACGACCCGUGUGCUAAUGGAGCGACUUGUACGAACGACGCGGCGCAGAAUUUCAUGUGUGCCUGUAGCGAAGAGUGGGUUGGGGACAGAUGCGACGAAGUGAAUACGUGUAAGGACCAGCCUUGUAUGAACGGAGCAACAUGUCAAGUAGAUGGUUUAAACUUCACAUGUUCUUGCGCCGCUGGCUACUUGGGAGACAACUGCGAAUUAGAAAACCCUUGCGUUCUCAACGACCCUUGCCAAAAUGGAGCGUGUAAUUACGUCCAGGAUAGUAACUACACAUGCUCGUGUUCCGACGGGUGGAGGGGCUAUGACUGUGACAUAGUUGACCUGUGCUUUAAUACACAAUGUCUGAACGGGGCCACGUGUAUCUACGUAGGAGAUUCAGAUUUCAGGUGUGAAUGUCCAGUCGGAUGGUUAGGCGACCUAUGUCAACAAGAUGAUGAGUGUCUACCCAACCCUUGCCAGAACCUUGGUGACUGCACAAACAUUGGUCUGACUGAUUUUAAUUGCACGUGCGACUCCGCCUGGACUGGUGAUCUUUGUGAGAUAGAAAAUUCAUGUCUAAGUGACCCAUGUGAGAACGGUGCAGCAUGCACCCUAACUAACCCCGGAUAUGAAUGUACUUGUACAGAUGGCUGGCUGGGUAUUAACUGUAACAUAGUGAAUGCUUGUUCCAGUUCUCCGUGUGCCAACCAGGGUACAUGUACCACGUAUCUCGACGAUGAGCUGAACGGCCAAUCGACCUACAACUGUUCCUGUCUUGCCAAUUUUACCGGCAUUAACUGUGAGAGAGGUGAUGAUUGCUUUCUGGAACCGUGUCUGAAUGGCGGCACCUGCACGCUACUCACCCCCAUAGGGCACGACUGCGAAUGUGUACUUGGAUUCAUCGGGGACCAAUGUGAAAUUGAGGACUUCUGCUUCAGCGACCCCUGUCUGAAUGGAGCUACAUGUAAUCUGGAGCCGAGUGGUACCGGUUACACCUGUAAUUGCCCAGCGGAAUUUACUGGAACUUUUUGCGGCAUAGAUGACUAUUGCUACAGCGAUCCGUGUCAAAAUGGCGCAACUUGUAACCUGCUUCAAGACGGUUAUACAUGCACCUGUCCCGAUGGGUACCUAGGCAAACACUGUGAAAAUAUCGAUGCCUGUUACGCCGGACCGUGCUUCAAUGGAGCUACGUGUACCACACUUGAAAAUGACAUCAUAAACGGAACUACAAAUUACACCUGUACUUGUGUGCCAGGAUUCACAGAGUACGAUUGUGACAGAGUUGAUGAGUGCUUCACAACACCUUGUCAAAAUGGAGGAGGCUGUUCACUGCUCCCGGGAUCUGGAUAUCAAUGCGACUGCCCUGAUCCAUAUAUAGGUGAAAAUUGUGAAAUAGAGGAUUUCUGCUUCAGCGAUCCGUGUCUGAAUGGUGCUACUUGCACAUUGCUAAAUAAUGGAGGUGGAUACGAAUGUCAGUGCGCUGUGCAAUACGUAGGAACAAACUGCGAACUUUUUGACUAUUGUUUGAGUGAUCCCUGUCGAAAUGGAGCAACCUGUGAGCUGGAUUUAAGUGGAAAUGGAUUUACUUGCGAUUGUGUACCAAGCUUCAUUGGAGAUUUCUGCGAAAUAGAGGACUUUUGCUUCAGUGAUCCUUGCCAAAAUGGCGCUACCUGUGACCUCUCAUCGAAUGGUGGUGGAUAUAACUGCACAUGUCCCCCAGACUACUUUGGAAUUCAUUGUGAAAAUUUUGAUUAUUGCUAUAGCGAGCCAUGUCUGAACAACGCUACGUGUAACCUCCAAGACAUUAUCAACUACGAGUGUAUCUGCACGGACGAAUUUGUUGGCCGAAACUGUGGACAAGAUAACUAUUGCUACAGUGACCCCUGUCUAAAUGGAGGGACAUGCCUACUUGAAGCUAACGGGUACCAAUGUGAAUGUCCUCCAGUCUUCCUGGGAGACUACUGUGAAAUAGAGGAUUUCUGCUUUGAUAUGCCUUGUGUAAACAACGCUUCCUGUCAACUCACGCCAACGGGCUACGAAUGUAAUUGUACCAUUGGUUUCACCGGCCAGCAGUGUGGUCUUGUGGACCACUGUUUGAGCGAGCCAUGCCAGAACAAUGCUACCUGCCAACUCGGAGAAAACGGGUAUCUUUGUGGUUGUCUACCGGGCUACAUCGGAACACAUUGUGAAUUUGUCAACUACUGCUUGAACAAUCCCUGUCUCAAUGGGGCCACCUGUCAGCUCGGCAGUGACACGUUCCUGUGCGUUUGUCAGACUGGGUUUUUGGGCGACCGCUGUGAAAUAGAGAAUUUCUGUUAUUCUCAACCGUGUAUUAACGGUGGAUCAUGUACGCUGGGAAAUAGCGGAUAUAACUGUAGCUGCGUGUGGCCUUGGAUCGGUGAUAACUGUGAUAUACCUGUUCCAUGCAAUAGUAACCCUUGUCAGAAUGAAGGGACCUGUGUACCUAGCGGAGGGGAGUUUACCUGUGACUGCAGGCCUGGCUUUACCGGGGAUGACUGCUCAAUAGGAUUUUACGAUCCCUGUCUGAGUUCUCCUUGCAUGUAUGAUGGAACCUGCAUGCUAGUCGGUCAGAACACAGCAUAUCAGUGUGUCUGUGCUUCAGGCUGGACGGGGUAUCACUGUGAGACGCCGUAUGUGUUUGAUGCAUGCGAUAGUUUCCCUUGUGUAAAUGGAGGUGAUUGCACAAAUUAUGUAUCUUUCUACGUGUGUACAUGUUCGGAAUCGUACUAUGGAGUCAACUGUGAAAAUCUGAGUCCAUGCUGGACUACCCCUUGCUUCAAUGGAGCUGCUUGUAACACCGUCUUUGAUCAGCUUGGGCAACCCAACUUUCAGUGCGACUGCACCACCGGACUUCUUGGACCCACCUGUAACAUCGUGGAUCCGUGUUUCAAUGACCCAUGUCAGUCGGGAGGUACAUGCAUCAUUAACAUCAGCAAUGAUGACGUCUAUUCUCACACAUGUAAUUGCCCCACCUAUUAUGAAGGCAGUAACUGUGAAACCUACACGUUCGACCCUUGUGAUAGCAACCCCUGCUACAAUGGAGGAACAUGUAGCAAUCUAGGCACCCAUGAUAGGUACAUCUGCCAGUGUGGUCCGGGUUUAGAAGGCGACCGCUGUCUGACUGUUUCUAACCCUUGCAUGAGCUCACCCUGUAACAAUGGCGGGGCAUGUACCAAUUUUGCAGCCUACUUCACGUGUACUUGUCAACCCGGAUUCAGCGGUGAUACUUGCAAUAUUGGUGCUAAUCCUUGUAGCAGCAUACCAUGUUUGAACGGAGGGGCUUGUAACAGGGUGACUGGAGAAUACGAAUAUACCUGCACCUGCCCGACUGGCUACAUCGGAGAUCGCUGCGAAUUCCUACUCGACCCUUGCUUUGAAAAUCCCUGUGAGAACGGAGGAGUCUGUAUUGGGAGUGGUACAUCCUACACCUAUCAGUGCAACUGUCCGACAGGAUACGAUGGAAACAUUUGCCAAAUAAGACUGGACCCCUGUGAUGCAGAUUACUGCCAGAAUGGUGCUACCUGUGUGAGCCUCACCACAGGAUUCGGGUAUGCCUGCAGUUGUGUAGAGGGAUACGGAGGUGUUCAUUGUGACAUAGAGCUUGAUCCGUGUGAUAGCAUACCGUGUCAGUCUGGUGGAACCUGCUACCGCUCACCAAACGAUUAUAGCUACUUCUGCCAAUGUGCCUUGGGCUAUGCAGGCACUAACUGCGAAACACGAUUGAAUGCUUGUGCGAGCAUCCCAUGCCAGAACCAGGGAAUCUGUUCGGAUAGUCAAUCCACCUAUGCUUAUACCUGUGUCUGCAGGGAAGGAUUUUCAGGGACCCGCUGUGAAACAGAGUUGGAUCCGUGCGGCAGCUCACCGUGUGCGAAUGGGGGAGCCUGUUUCAGGGCUAACACUGGCUUCCAGUACGUUUGCAACUGCCCUAGUAGCUAUGAAGGAACCAAUUGCGAACAAGCUGUGCCAUGUAAUAGUAAUCCAUGUCUGAACAAUGCCCAGUGCGUGGAAACUCAGGGAGGAGGCUCAUUCGUUUGCAUUUGUCCAAAUGACAGAUUUGUUGGCGUCUACUGCGAGACAGAAUUGGAUCCAUGUGAUAGCAAUCCUUGCGGGAACGGAGGAACAUGCUUUCCUUUCGAUACGAGUAAUAGAUAUGUCUGUAGCUGCCCCGCGGGCUUCACUGGGGAGUUCUGUGAAUUAACUCCCUGUUCGUCUGAGCCAUGUCUGAACAACGGUCUUUGUACAGUAUUGGGUUCAACUUAUACCUGUCAGUGUAAUUUUGGUUUUAAAGGCCAGAAUUGCGAACAAAUUGAUCCGUGUGCAAACAGCCCAUGUAUGAACGGUGGAAUGUGUAGUGACCUCGGGUCAGGCGCCUACCAGUGUAACUGUAUUGGAGGCUAUUCAGGAUCCAGCUGUCAGCUACCGCCAGGAGCCUGUCUCAGUAAUCCCUGUGUCAGGGGAGAGUGCCUCUCACUUCAAGUGGGUUAUUUCUGUAAUUGCCCAGAUGGAUACAGCGGACAAGAAUGUCAAAUUGCAAAUGAUGCAUGCUCUCCGGAUCCUUGUCUCAAUGGAGCACCCUGUGUAAACCAAGUGACCGACUACACGUGUGUCUGUCAAGAUGGAUAUAUAGGGGUGAACUGUGAACAAGUUACUGCCUGUGCGACCAACCCGUGUAAGAAUGGAGCACCAUGUUCUUCAUCUGGAUCUGGCUAUACAUGCGAGUGUACUGAUGCCUUCAUUGGACCAACUUGCGAAAUUGCCAAUCCUUGCUACACAUCGCCAUGUCGAAAUGGAGCUACAUGUCUUGUAAGCGGCUUUAACUAUGUGUGUAGCUGUCCGUCCGUGUGGAUGGGAUCGACGUGCUCUACAUAUAACCCUUGUGGCUCAUCGCCCUGCGUCAAUGGUGGCGCCUGCUUCAACAAUGGUGGCACCUUCCAGUGUACAUGUCCCAACGGCUGGACCGGAAGUACCUGCUCACAAGCUGCACCAUGUUGGUCGUCCCCAUGUCAAAAUGGUGGUGCAUGUUUAACAGUCGACGAUCAAUACAGCUGUGAUUGCCCUAGUGAUCAUACCGGAAACAACUGUGAAACAUAUAAUCCCUGUUGGUCAUCCCCGUGCUACAAUGCAGCUACCUGCAUUAACCAAGCCAAUACUUUCCGUUGUGUGUGUGCAGCGGGCUUCGCCGGAACUAAUUGCUUGCAAUUGAUCAACCCAUGUUUGGUCUCUGAUCCCUGCCGUAAUGGAGGUACCUGUAGCGUGCUGGCAGGGGGUGCGUACGAAUGCACCUGUCCAUCGGGUUACCUCGGGUUCAACUGCGAGAUAGGAUUACCAUGUGCCAGUAACCCGUGUCUUAAUGGGGCAGCAUGUUUGGUGAAUUCUGCUUUGGAGUAUACCUGCCAGUGCAUAGAUGGGUAUUCAGGUACAAGGUGUGAGCAAGACAUUGACCCUUGUGAUCCGGAUCCGUGUCGAAAUGGAGCACCUUGCACGAUUCUUAGUGUGACCUCCUACAGCUGUGAAUGCCCUGAAGGUUAUAUUGGGGUCAAUUGUGAUUUUGACGACAUGAACCCAUGCACGCCAAACCUCUGCCUCAACAACGGGCAGUGUACACCAGGAUUCGGCGAUGCCUACACAUGCCAGUGUCCUGCUGGAUAUAGUGGACCUAACUGUGAACUAAGUGAGUGUGAACCAAAUCCCUGCUUGAAUGGCGGGUCCUGUUCUGUUGGUGUAAACGGAGCCCAAUGUACAUGUACUACUGGAUGGAAGGGAGAUACCUGCAAUCUGUACGACUGUGUUGCCGCUGCUCCCUGCCUCAAUGGAGGAACAUGUAACGAAGUUGGAUCAGCAUACUACUGUUUCUGUCCCAUCGACUAUCAUGGUGCUAACUGUCAAUUAGACACGCCAUGGGGUACAGACAUGAACGUAGCUUCGGACAAUCCUCAAGUCGUGAAGUCUCCCAACUACCCCGCUUCCUAUCCAUCAAACCUCCAAGUCACCUGGACCGUCACUGCCAGCGAAGGUGAGCUCAUCCAGGGCGUCAUUUCCUCCUUCGAUCUGGUAGCUCCCAACGACUACCUGGACGUCUACGACACCAACGGGCAGACAGUGAGAAGGAGGCGGGCGACCCCAGAGGGCGCUACACUGCUUCUUCACCUGACCGGACCGGAAGCAAGCCUUACCAACACCACGUUUGUGUCAUCGAGUAACGCAGUGACGUUGGUUUUCGUCAGCGAUGCCGAAGACGAGGCGUCUGGAUUUUCCUUGGUGUUUACAGCGAUGAAUAAUCUAGAUUCAUGUUAUGCGGAUCCUUGCGUUAAUGGAGGCACAUGUACUGUGGUUAAUGCCGACACGUACAGAUGCGACUGUCCAGAAGGAUUUGUCGGAGAAAAUUGUGAAUAUGCUGACUGCACACAGAGUGGAUGUUAUCAUGGAGGUAUAUGUAACACGAGGGAGUUGGGGGAUCCUGAGUGUCUUUGUGCUGUGGGAUACACAGGUGUUAUGUGCCAGACCGAGAUUGACGAAUGUGCAAGCAACCCCUGUCAAAAUGGAGGUACAUGCGAGAAUUACGUCGCCAUAUACAGAUGUAUCUGCUCGGCCAAUUACACUGGCCAGCAAUGCGAAAAUCGUAUUCUUGGUGCCACGCAAGCACCAGUAACGGGUGGCGUUCAAAUGGAGACAUGGUUGAUCGUCAUCAUCGUCCUCGCGAUCGUCAUCCUUCUCGUGAUCAGCGUCCUGAUCACGGGUCUCUUCUGCAUGCGUCGCUCGAAGUCGCCAAAACUCUCCGACCGCGAAAACUGGGAAAUGAAGAAUGGCGCCCUCAUCACGCCAAUGGUCGCCCGACCAACGACGCGACAGAACGGACGCGCGCGGGUGCACGAUGAAAGCAUUUCGCCGCCACCAGUAUACGCAGCGGUCACGCCGCGCAUGAAACGUCUACAAGCGUCACGAGCGCUCGCCGCGGCUGACGGCGCGUCGCCAAUUCCUCGCCAGGGCGAUUCUACAGCGGCACGCGCGGGAUCGCGGGCGAUUCAUUACCAACACCAUAGCUACCGGGAGAAUGGAAACGUCCCGAACGGGCAAGUUACCACAAGCACACCCCAGAGGGCCGUGCCUGGGGGCUCAGGCACCCGGCAUAGUCGCUCCUACAGUCUCGAAGGGGCGCAGAACUCUGGUUAUUUUGAGGACGAUCCUGAUUAUUCUCCAACUCGAAUUGAGCAAAGCAUGGCGGAAGGCGAUGACUAUAGUAUUUCAAGCGCCGAACUCGAACAAUAUAUGGUCAGCAUGGCAAUGAAUAAUACAAGUAACCCUAGCAAUGAGCCGAACUGAGUGAUGGCCGGAGUGACUUCAAGAGAAUAUACAUGUAUACUCGUUGUCAAAAUUGAAAAACGUGCAUUUGUAACUGAUGCGGGCAAUCAAUUACAAUUGUUUCAUAUUUGAGAGGAGUAUAUAUAUAUAUAUAUAUUAAAGUCAAAUAAGUCAUGCAGUUUUACUCUAGCUUUGUUUGACUGGAAAUAGUUUAGCAUGAUCAUUUCUAUUUCCAAGUUAAAAAUAGUGAGUUGUUAUGCAUCAAUAUAUAUAUCACCUUGAGUAAUUGACCUUGAAACUGUUAUUUUAAACUUGAUUAUGCAGCAUUUAGUUGACUUGAAGUUAAAGAAUGAAGUGGUACCGCACUUGACGCCUUUUUUUAAAGCUAUUUUUUUGAUUGAUUUUAGAUAUUUCUAUUCAUGUAUGUAAAAGAGUAAUUUGAAGUUUGUAUAUUUUUCAUGUAAGUUUUAUACAAUUUAUUAUGCAAUUCUGAUGUACAUACCAAGAACAUAUGUGACAAAUUAUGAAGAUCUUCCUAUUGGCCUAUUAGAGCAAAUGUCAAGACCGAUUGAAUACAUGUCAAAUUGUAUAUCAGUCUUCUUGAAAUCUAUUGAAGUUGAAAGAACAAAAGAAAAAAACAAUUUGUGCAAACAGUAAUUUCGAUUUGAUUGCAACCCCAAAAUAUGCUGAACAAAUUAUAUCGGUGACAAUGAAGGAACAAAAGAGAUACUUUAAUUCAUUUUUGAUGGGUGUACUUAUUAUGAGCAGUUUCAUUAUUGUUGUGUUCAUGUACAUGUAAAUUCAUUUAUGGUAUGAAAUUUGAGUACAGAGACCCAAGUUAUUCGUCUUUCUAUGUUUUUGUAUGCAUUUUUAGAUUAGGUGAUUGGCGGCGUAUUAAUUGGUUCGAGUAUUAAUUAAAGGUGCUACGUAAAGCACCAUCUAUGUUGAGAAAAUGAAAUUGCAAUUGUUUUAAUGAAUGCUUGCCAGUAUUUUGUCUGAGGUUUGCCUUUUACUUUCAAGCACUAAAUUCUAAUCACCUGAUGUUUCUUGCAAAAGCCUAAACUGGCUCAAGUAGUUUUUUAAUUGAAAUUCUUUAUAAUGUUUUUUUUUUCCGGGGAAAAGGAUGAACCCGUUUUGAGAUAGUUUUAAGAUCUUUUUGACAUCUGUCUUUUGUUACAAAUUUAAUUCUGAAAAUUUCAUUUGGAAUUUUUAAUCCUAUGUUCAUAGUUGUGUUAGUUUUAUAUCUAAGAUGAAGUUUUGGCAGUUAACUUCAAUAAUUAUGCAUUCGACGUAAGCCCUCCAUAUAUGGCAAACUAGCCAUGCUAGUGGCGUGAGAGCUUCUAUUUUAAGGUCAUAUGGAGUCAGGGCAUAUUCCAACGAAGACACUGCAAAUUCUUUAAAAGGUUAUUGCCCCAUUUCACUGGUGAAACUGAGAAUUGGAAGUGACUUACACAAGUGUACUAUUGUUAUAGGAGAGGGGAUAAUAUGAUUGUUAUUCUGGUUUAAAUGAAGUGAACGAUAGUCUAUGUGUGUUGACAACAGUGGUUUUUAAGAAAUUAGAUAUGAACAUGGUAUUAAUACAAUAAUACACAUUUAGAUCAUUCGUUAACAGUUGUGUUAAGCAAAAAUGAAAAAUUCAAUUUUAAACAUGCAUUUAAUGAAAUAUAAGUCGAAAUGUAAGAUCACUCUUUCUUUUAUUCCCACUUCCGAUUUACAGAAUUUAAUGAUUGUAUUAAAUUAAAAAUAUGAACUUGCAUGUAUACGAACAAUUUCAAGCUGCGCAAAACAGCAAAAUGUCUUCCCGAACAUAAUAACAGAAGUGUACAACAAUUUGUUUACAUUGUAUGCGCAUUUAUUUAGAAUAUCAAACGAUGAUAUUAGUUUUUGUAGGUUUUUUUAAUGAUUUUUCUUUAAUACGCAUUUAAAUAUUACA